CGUCAGUAGUACACAUCCCACAGGGGUUAACACGCAACGUGAGAAGCCUACUACGACUUCAUUCAACUUUGCCACGCCUUUCAACGUAAACAAAUGGGGGCUUGACCAAUAAGAGCCACGAUAGAUCAGCCGAUGAUCAGAUGACUGAAAAGGAAAAACUAUUUAAAACUCUAAUGAGACACUUGAUGCAAGUUAAUACAUUUCUUGAGCGGCGCUUACACGGGAGCGCACCAAAAACGCACCACCGGCUCUAGAUUCACUCAUUCAUUUACCUUUCGCGCCUACUACCGGCACAGCAGAAAGACAUUUUAUAUUCUCAGGACGUUUUUAUUUCUUCUAUACCCGUCUGUGACUGAGAAAUGAAUCAUAAAACCCUUUUACUAUGGAUUUUCCUACAAUGUGCUGCUGCGCUCUUCUCGUCUGCUCUUGGAGACAACGCUGUCCUCGGAGGUGCAGACAGUGGAUUGGAUGAAAUGUCAACAGACAGCAAGUCUCUCGUUGGCACAGUUAAGUACAGCAUGAGAAAAACUUUAGAUCUGGACCAGGAGGGCUGCAGUCUGAAGACUGGCAAGAAGGAGUGUCUACAGGAGUGUGGCUUCAACUCCACAGCCAAGACCAUCUUCAUCAUCCACGGCUGGACGAUGAGCGGGAUGUUUGAAAGCUGGAUGCACAAACUGGUCUCAGCAGUCAUGCAGCGUGAAAACGAGGCCAAUGUGGUGAUCGUUGACUGGUUAUCAAUGGCUCAACAGCUCUACCCCGAUGCGGUGAACUACACUCAUACCGUUGGCCUUGACAUUGCUGCUAUGCUUGACUGGCUUCAGGAUGAGCAGCAGCUGCCUUUGCAGAAUGUGCACCUGAUUGGCUACAGUUUAGGCGCGCAUGUAGCAGGCUAUGCAGGAACAUUUGUACAAGGGACCAUCGGCAGAAUUACAGGCCUAGACCCAGCAGGGCCAAUGUUUGAGGGAGUAGAGGAACAGAGGCGCCUCUCUCCAGAUGAUGCUGACUUCGUGGACGUGCUGCAUACUUACACAAGAGAGGCCUUGGGCGUGAGCAUUGGGAUCCAACAGCCAAUUGGGGACAUUGAUAUCUACCCCAAUGGUGGCGAAGUGCAGCCCGGCUGUGCACUGGGUGACGUGCUGGCAGUAGCUGGAAAUUUCAUGGAGGUGAUGAAGUGUGAGCAUGAGCGAGCCGUGCACUUGUUCGUGGACUCUCUGAUGAAUAAGGCGCACAUGAGCUUCGCCUUCCAGUGCACUGGGCCGGAUCGCUUUAAGAAGGGAAUCUGCCUCAGCUGCCGCAAAAACCGCUGCAACAACAUUGGCUACAACGCCAGAAAGAUGCGCAAGAGGCGUAACAGUAAAAUGUACCUGAAGACACGUGCGGACACUCCCUUUGGAGGCUACCACUACCAGAUGAAGAUGCACGUCUUCAACAGGAAAAAGGCAGACCAUGCAGAUCCCACCUUUUAUGUCACAUUGUACGGCGCCCAUAAUGACACAAACAGCAUAUUUGUUGAUGUUGUUGAGGACACUGUCGGUCUGAACUUGACCAACACCUUCUUGGUGUUUACUGAGGACGAGAUCGGUGACCUGCUGAAGAUCCGUCUCAGCUGGGAAGGAGAAGCUGACUCCUGGAAUUCUGUCUGGAAGAACAUUAAGAAGUCAUUCUGGGCCUGGAACUCAAAGCCUCCGAAACCUGUGCUGGCAGUUCGUCGGAUUCGUGUGAAAGCUGGAGAAACACAAAAGAAGUUUACCUUCUGUGCCCAAGACCCUUCAAAAACCGAUAUUUCUCCAGGGGAAUCGAUAACGUUUGUGAAAUGUCGUGAUGGCUGGGAAGUGAAACCAAGAAAAAGGAUACCAAUGUAACAACUCAGCACUUCCAACAACUAAUGCACCGUCACCAUGGGGACCCAACAUGGCUAAGUGAGAAGCACUGCCUUCUCUUUAUUUGAGCACUUUUCGUAGGAGGAUGAUUGAUCAGCGCACGGUGGGAGGGGCUUGAGGUCUCGGACUCUGAACUGCACCUGGAUGGUUUCCAUUGGUUUCUGGAAACAAGGACUCUGAGGUCUCUGUCCAGUGUCAAGAGGAAAACGGCGCGCAGGCUGGAAGUUGGGGCAGUAUGAACAAGAUUGCCGGAGGAGUUACAGAACUUUCCUUUGUGUGAAGUAGAAUAUAAAUCGGUGUCAAUGGACAUACACCAGCAAUUGUAGUCGCUGUACUGUACAUUUUUAAAAUAUUCUUUUUUUAUUUAUGAAAAAAAUGGAAGCACUGCAAGACCAACAUUAUUUAUCAGAGCACAUCCCAUUAUGAAGCAUAUGUUGAAUUUCUUCUGGAUGCAGUACUUGUGUGUGUUUGUGUGUGCGUAUGUUAUGUAUAUUGUGUGGGUGAUUGUUUGUCUGUGACCAAUAUGUGUGCCUUUCUGCUGAGUGAGAUUACUGAUACACUGUAUAACUGAAGGAGAUAUCUGAUCUCAUUGCACAUGAUCUUUUCUGGUUCUGUGCAUAGUGUUACUGUUACUGUAUGUGGCUCUUUUUGGGGUGUGUGUUCAUGUGUAUAUAAUGUAAAUAACUUUUUGGAAAAAUAAAUUCACCUGUUAUUUGUAGUAA
Messenger RNA from Scomber scombrus (Atlantic mackerel), 2602 nucleotides. RefSeq names its product lipase, endothelial (gene lipg). The transcript is spliced from 10 exons. The coding region runs from base 360 to 1862 and encodes 500 amino acids. Lineage: Eukaryota; Metazoa; Chordata; Actinopteri; Scombriformes; Scombridae. Gene Ontology annotation, biological process: lipid metabolic process. The record is from RefSeq and is a predicted model, not a curated record. Gene Ontology annotation, molecular function: lipoprotein lipase activity; protein binding.